UGCAAACGCAUUCAGGUGGAGCAACUCCACACUCGCUCUAGAAGUCAAAACGAGUUGAGCUCGAUCCAGGAUCCUUGGGCUCGUCGGGCGAAUUCAUCGGUCCGCCGCACCGUAAGCUCUUGUAUCGAUUCCUGCGAUUGUUGCUAGUAAAAGCCGUCCGGACACGUGUCAUUCGCAGCACGAUCGCCCGUCCAAUGGCCGCCUCUGUUUCCCUCCUCCACGUGGCGCAAACUCCGCCCGCCGCCCGCAUUGUGGCGGGCGCGCUAGCUGCACCGCUUUCGACUAGCCCGUCUUCCGCUCAUCAACUCCGCGCUGUUCCCGCGGAUUCCUCUCUCCGCGCAAUUAGUGCUUCCCCCUUUCACUCCGCCGUCGCCGCUACUUCCCGCCGCGCGCGAUUCACAGUCCGCGCUUCUUCCGCCGACGCCGACGUGUCGUCCGAGUCAGCAGCCGGCGAUUCCACGUCAGCAGCACCAGCCGCCGCCGCCACCACCGCCGUCGCCACGGCUGUUCCCCCUCCAGCUGCGGAAUCCCCGUCAGAGAUCCCGGCGGUAAUCGCGGAUGAAGCAGCAGCAGCCGACGCAGCGCCAGUCGCAGAGGAGGCGCCUAAGAGGCGGAGGCGCGCGCCGCCGAAGAAAUUAAAGCGCGAGGAGAAGGCGAUCGCGACGUGGGGGUGGGACGGGCGAUCGGCGAAGGAUCUAGAUGCGCUGGAGAGGUGGCUGCUAUCCAAGGGGCUGCCGCAGCAGAAGAUGGCGCUGAGGCUCGUGCGGGAGGGAGGAAGGGGGCUUGUGGCGACGGAGAAUAUUGGGAAAGGCGAGGGGAUUCUGAACAUUCCCGAGAAGCUGCUUAUAACGGGAGAAACGGUCUACAGCUGCCCGCGUGUGGGCGCUCAUCUCAAGGCGGCCAACGUGCCUGACUGGCCCGCGCUGGCUGCCUACUUGCUCAGCGAGGCGGGCAGAGGGCCGGCGUCGGAAUGGGCUGUCUAUAUCGAGACCCUGCCGCGUGCCCCUCCCUGCAUUCUGCAAUGGUCCAUCGACGAGGUGGAUGUGCUUCUAAAGGGGUCGCCCAUCAGGCAGCGUGCGAUUGAAGCCAUUGCUGACGUCACAAACACCUUCACAGAGCUGGACACUGCUAUCUUCUCGAAGCACAGGGACGUCUUUCCGGAGAAGCUUUUCACCCUCAACAAUUUCAAGUGGGCUUUCGCAGUCCUCUUUUCCCGCCUGGUGCGCCUCCCUUCGCGCAACAACCGUCUAGCCCUGGUGCCGUGGGGCGACAUGCUUAACCACCGAUGCGAGAUCGAGUCGUGCAUUGACGUGGACACGUGGAAAGGCAGCGUGGUAUUCAAGACAGACAGGGCGUUUGCCAAGGGCAAGGAGGUGUUUGUUUCCUACGGCCCCAAGUCCAACGGGGAGCUCCUUCUGGCCUAUGGAGUAGUUCCGGCCACUCGCAACCCCAGCGACUCCGUCUCUCUGCUGCUCGCCCUCUCGCCAGACGACCCCCUCCUGCCCGUGAAAGAGGCAGCGCUGCAAGCCAAUGGGCUGACAUGCCCGCUCUCCUUCCCCGUGCGCAUGGACGGCUGGCCAUCUCAGCUGCUCAACUUUGCCCGCCUGGUGGCAGCAGGCCCCUCCGUCUCCCAGGAACAGAUGCAGGAGCUUGCAGCAGCCACCUCUUUUGCCGGAACCCCUUCCUCCCCCUCCGCGCCUGCGGUCCGCGAGAAGCCUUCUCUGCCCUUCACCCCCUCCUUUACUCUGGAGCACGAGCUAGAGGCGAGGGAGGUGAUCCUCGCUGCAUGCCGCCUGGCUCUCGCUGGCUACUCCACCACUCUGCAGGAGGACGAGGCCCUACUGGAGGGCAACAGCGAUGACUACCUGGAGGACGAUGGUGAGCAGCGCGUGCGCGUGAUGGCUGCUGCGGCGCUGAGGAGCAGUGAGCGCCGCAUUCUGCUGCGAACAGACUUUGUGCUGCGCUCGGAGCUGAGGGACAUGCGCAACAUGCAGCAGGCCAAGGCAGGCGGCAAGCAGAAGAUCGACCUCGGCAACAACUUUGGCGGAGAGAGCGCCAGCUUUAUCGGCAAGAUCCUGAGGAGAAUAGCCCGGCCGUAGUGGCAUAGCUUCGGGUUGUUGCAUCAGACUGGUUGCAUCGGACGGGUGUUGCAUCUGGGCUCUAGAAGACAUUACCACAAAAGUGGUAAUAGGUAUGACAUUACCACAAAAGAGGUUUUAUUCCAAUACCGAUACUCUUUCAGACCAGGAGUUUUCAAGGUUGCAUGUUGUGCCUUCUGUAAUAGGUAAUUUGUAAAAGGCAUGCAGGAAACUAAUUAUAGGAU
Molecule: messenger RNA, 2323 nt
Organism: Closterium sp. NIES-67
Lineage: Eukaryota; Viridiplantae; Streptophyta; Zygnematophyceae; Desmidiales; Closteriaceae
Source: the annotation of a GenBank genome assembly